GUUUAUGUAGCUAUUGGUCAAAAAGCAUCUUCUGUGGCUCAGGUAGUAACUACCUUACAAGAAAAGGGAGCCAUGGAAUAUACUAUUGUGGUAGCCGAAAUGGCGGAUUCCCCUGCUACACUUCAAUACCUCGCUCCUUAUACAGGAGCAGCUAUAGCUGAAUAUUUUAUGUAUCGUGAAAAAACACACUUUAAUCAUUUAUGAUGAUCUCUCCAAACAAGCCCAAGCUUAUCGCCAAAUGUCUCUUCUAUUACGUAGACCACCUGGUCGCGAAGCUUACCCAGGAGAUGUCUUUUAUUUGCACUCACGUCUUUUAGAAAGAGCCGCUAAAUUAAGUUCUAAGUUAGGGGAGGGCAGUAUGACUGCUUUACCUAUAGUAGAAACGCAAUCGGGAGAUGUUUCUGCUUAUAUCCCUACUAAUGUAAUUUCUAUUACUGAUGGACAAAUAUUCUUAUCCGCCGAUCUAUUUAAUGCUGGAAUAAGACCUGCUAUUAAUGUGGGUAUCUCUGUUUCCCGAGUGGGGUCUGCAGCUCAAAUUAAAGCCAUGAAAAAGGUAGCUGGUAAAUUAAAAUUAGAACUCGCCCAAUUCGCUGAAUUAGAAGCCUUUGCCCAAUUUGCUUCUGAUCUUGAUCGAGCUAGUCAAAAUCAAUUAGCAAGAGGUCAACGAUUGCGCGAAUUGCUUAAACAAUCCCAAUCCGCUCCUCUGACGGCGGGCAGAGCAAAUUAUUACUAUUUAUGCUGGAAUAAAUGGGUAUCUUGAUUCAUUAGAACUUGGACAGAUCAGCAAAUUUCUUAUUGAGUUAUAUACUUACUUCAAAACUAAUAAACCUCAGUUCCAAGAAAUCAUAUCGUCUACCAAUACAUUUACCGAUGAAGCAGAAGCCCUUUUGAAAAAAGCUAUUCCGGACCAAAAGGAUCGGUUUCUACUUCAAGAAAAACUUUAAAUAAGUACUUCAAUCAAAAAAUUCAAACACAAUAGAAAGAUAUGGAAAAAUUGCGCCCAAUAGGAUUUGAACCUAUACCAAAGGUUUAGAAGACCUAUGUCCUAUCCAUUAGACAAUGGACGCUUUGGUGCUUCUUUUUUGCGUCUUACCCCUCAAAAUUAUUUGUAACAAUAAAUAAUUAGAUCGGAUUCUAGGUGAUCUUUUUUUUAUUGUCUAUUCCUAUUCCCCUUUAAAAAUAUUCUCAUUAAUGAGCAUCUCCAAAUAAAUCUUUCAAAUAAUAAUCAAAUAAUAAUUUUUUUAUUCCAUUUUUAUUCAAUAUGAAAUUCAAAAUGAUUUUCUACUUCCUUAGAAAACAACGCCCGGUUGAGUAAGGACCGGGCCGUGCGAACAAGAAUAGCCUUUUCAACAUUUAAAUAAUUGAGUAAAAAAUCAAAACAAAACAUCUUAUAACUCUUAAUUUAGAUUUUUAUAAAAUAAUAUAAUAAAAAUAUUUAAAUAAUAGAUUGAAAAGCAUAAUCAAAAUAAAAAAAAUUACUUAGUUCUAUGUUUAUUAUAAAAUAAGAAUUCUCUAAAUAAAAUUUGGAGAGAUGGCUGAGUGGACGAAAGCGUCGGAUUGCUAAUCCGGUGUACGAGUUUUUCGUACCGAGGGUUCGAAUCCCUCUCUUUCCAUUUUUGUGGAUCGUAUUAUUUCUUUUUUUUUUUUUUUUUAUUUGCAAAUUCGUUUUAUUUUAUUCUUCACGUCCAGGAUUACGCCUUGGAUCAUUAGAUAGGAACCCAAAGAUAAAUAGAGAAACAAAAAAGAUGACUACUGUGUAUACGAAGAGUUUGAGAGUAAGCAUUACAAACCUCCAAUAUUUUUUAUUGAAAAAAAAAUAAAUAGAAUAUAUUUUCUAUUUUGAGACCACAUAGGUACUAUAAGGUACCAAGAAAGAAAGUUGAAAUAGAGUUAAUUUUCUAAAGAAAAAAAUUUCAUAAAUCAAAUUGAAAUAAGAGUUUACCAAAUUAAAUAUGGGGAAUGGUCCUAAUCCUAGUAGAGUCUUUUACUAUAAAAAAAAGCUUUAAAAAGCAAGGAAGUUCUUAUUCUUAUUUUACUCAAUUUGUUUAAUUAAGUAUUUCAUCGAAAACUAACAACAGCCUGCCAAACAAAAGCUAAAAGAAAAAAAAGAACAGGUAUUAUUGGCAUAAAAUCGACGAUUGGAUUCAAAAAAGCAUAAGAUUCGGGCAAUUUGCCGAAUAAAAAACUACUUGAAUAGAAGACAGAAUUAAGACAGAUAAAACUAAGCAUAAAAGACAUGUUUUUUUUGAUAAUGAAUUAUUAAGAUAUGAUUUUUAUAAAAUUAAUAUAAAAACAUUAUAUUGAAUUCGUAGGGCGGGCGCAAAAUAUUGAUUCCUCUUUUUA
Cuscuta europaea is the source of this 2343-nucleotide messenger RNA. NCBI's taxonomy places the organism in Eukaryota, Viridiplantae, Streptophyta, Magnoliopsida, Solanales, Convolvulaceae. The record is from the annotation of a GenBank genome assembly.